Saccoglossus kowalevskii is the source of this 1248-nucleotide messenger RNA. RefSeq names its product tumor protein 63-like. Lineage: Eukaryota; Metazoa; Hemichordata; Enteropneusta; Harrimaniidae. The record is from RefSeq and is a predicted model, not a curated record.
AUGGACCGUUCCAUCACAUUAUACGAAGAAGAAAAAACGGUUUCAAAGGUUGUUAAACAAUGUCCAAAUCAUGCUUCAAUGAAGGUAAGUGGCUUGGAUCACCCAUUUCCGUCUCAUUUUCUGCGAUGUGAGAACAUACAAGCAAGGUAUACAGAGGACCCUACGACUAGUAGGCAGAGUGUGAGUGUGCCGUAUGAAAACCCACAAGUUGGAACUGAGUACAUUACCUAUCUUUAUGCGUUUAUGUGUUUCACUUCUUGCGUGGGAGGACUAAAUCGUCGCCCAAUACAAGUGAUCUUUCAGCUGGAGAAGGACAACGUAGUGUUGGGACGUAGAGUACUUGAUGUCAGAAUAUGUGCCUGCCCUGGUAGAGAUAGAAAGUCAGACGAAAAAAGAUGUCACCCUCCACCAAAACAAAUAAAGAGAGGUGCUAGUAAAACUGCUGGGUUUCAGAUGUCAGUUGGCUCUAAAAGGCGAAAGGGAGACGACGAUGUUUACACAUUGAUUGUCCGAGGUCGGGAAAAUUAUGAAUUCCUUUUGAAGAUGAAAGAAGCACUUGAAUUGAUGAGUUACAUACCUCAGAAGACACUCAACCAAUAUAGGGCACAGCAACAGAGACAACCUGAUGCCCGGUACCACUCAAAUGCUGAAAAUGGUGGUUUUGAUGAAACUGACAGCAAGAAUACUUUGCCGUCCCAGUCGUCGUUGACCAAUUGUCCAUACAAAAUAGAGAGUCAAAGUUUCACACAUCAGUCUGUGAUGUCACAAGCCGAUACAUCUACUACCAAUCAGAUGCCAACAAAUUUCUCACAGUCCUCCAUUCCAGACAAUAGUAUUAAUGAAUGGCUAUCCAAGUUUGGUUGUGAAAAUUAUUCAGAGAUUUUCAAGAAAAAGGGGUAUUUAUCUAUUCACCAGUUAGAUGAUAUUACAAUUGAGGAUCUUGAUGAUAUGAAAAUAUCUCCACAACAGAAGGACAAAAUCUGGAAAGCUAUUAUUGAUCACCGAGCUGCUGAUAACUUUUCCAGUACACCUAGUAUGUUGCAAACAGGAAGCAAUGUGUCAACAGUGAGUCUGCACAGUCAGAGUGGGGAGAAUCACCAGCAAGUGUACCGUGCUACAAGGUUUACAUUAAAACAAGUCCUGUCAGUCAAACUAGAAAAAGACAAGGACACUUCGCCAUGUAAAAAAGAGAUGAAAGAAGACAUCGGAGAUGAAAGAAGACAUGGAAGAUGGGGACACCCCCUGUAG